Messenger RNA from Acanthocheilonema viteae, 864 nucleotides. The record is from the annotation of a GenBank genome assembly. Lineage: Eukaryota; Metazoa; Nematoda; Chromadorea; Rhabditida; Onchocercidae.
AUGAUCCAAAAUUUUGAUAAAUAUUUGCAAAGUUUGAAGCCGAAAUAUGAUGACGACGUGGUGGACAGAUGUAACUAUUUGAUCACUAACAUUAUGCUUUUAAUUUGUGCAAUAACUGUUGCCGCGAAACAAUAUGUUGGAGAACCACUACAGUGCUGGGUACCGGCUGAAUUCCAGAAUGGCUGGGAGCAAUAUAUCGAGAAUUUUUGUUUCGUUGAAAAUACCUACUUUUUACCGUUUGCAGAUGAUAUACCUACGGAUGUUUCGAAGCGUGAUCAAUAUCAAAUACAAUAUUAUCAAUGGACACCGUUUAUUCUCACCUUACAAGCUUUGCUGUUUCUUGUACCUCGGACUAUCUGGACAAUGUUUAAUUGGCGUACAGGAUUAAAUAUGCAAGCGAUUGUUGAUGCAGCAAUUCUAACCAAAAAAGUGGGCAAAAAACGGCAUUUGAAAAAAAUAACGAAAAAUCGAGACGAUUUAUUUGCACAAGCUCAACAAAUCACUUAUGUGAUGGAUUUUAACCGAAGGAAAAGUCAAUAUGGAAAAUUUAUGGCACCACCACAGCAAAUUUAUGUUACAAUGUUAUAUUUAUUUUGCAAAUGUUUGAAUGUUUUAAAUAUCAUUGUACAACUUUACUUGUUGAAUCGUUUCCUUGGUAUGCAAUAUUAUUUGUGGGGUUUUGGAGUGCUCAACGAUUUAAUUCACGGUAGAGAAUGGUCCAUAAGUGGAAAUUUCCCGAGGGAUGCAAUCACAGUGCUGCAUUUGGUGAGCGAUAACGCUGGCGAAAUGGUCGCAGCCGAUCUGCUUGCGGCAUUGUGGCAUAUUUAUCAAAACCGCAAAGAUGAAAAGAAAAUUCAAGACUGA